CAUUUCAGCUCACCAGAUGUCGUGAGAGCAGAGCAGCAGCUGAGAAAAGUAAACAGGCUGGAGAAUAUUGGAAAGAUCCUCUUUAUUCUUUUUUCCUGAAUCGGCCAUCAAGUUUGGGAUCAGGCGCCGAUGUCUGCCCAAAACAUCACUUGUCCGAAGGUGCUCUUUAGGUACCUGAUGCGCGAGUGUCAGCGCCUGCCGAAGGGUCCUAGGGAGUACUACCGACAUUUCAUCAAGCAGAGUUUCAAACAGCAUACUGAGGAAAAGGACCCUGAAAGGGUUCAAGAAAUUAUCAAAAGGUCCGUAGAAGACGCUGAAUGGAUUAUGAAAAAGUACAAGAACUACAAGCCUCCAAGCACUUCAACCUGAGAAGGCAAAUAGGGUAGAUUAAUGAAUUUAUUUUUAAUUGUUUUAUUAAAAAAGUCUUAUUGAAACUGUUACUUAUUAUUUUGGCCGUGUUUUGUCAAGCAAAACAUAUUUGUAAAUUCUUCGACCUCGCCACUUCAUGCAUAAGUUAAGCGAGAAUAGUUACCUAACACUGCAAUGCAAACAACUCUUUGUGGUGAAAUGAAAAAAAUAAAAAUUAAAAGAAAGGAAUGUGAAACUUGUUUGAAAUAAUAAACUUGUGUCAUCUUCAGGGAAAAA
This is a messenger RNA of Cloeon dipterum, 645 nucleotides long. RefSeq names its product LYR motif-containing protein 9-like. Bases 130 to 369 code for a protein of 79 amino acids. NCBI's taxonomy places the organism in Eukaryota, Metazoa, Arthropoda, Insecta, Ephemeroptera, Baetidae. The record is from RefSeq and is a predicted model, not a curated record. The transcript is spliced from 3 exons.